AUGUGCAAUGAGGAUGGAGGAGAGUUCAAGAUACGUCCUCCUGCUGAUAACCCUGCAGAGAAAAAAGGAAUUUAUGAUCCGAACUACCAAACUCUGGCUGGAAUGAAUAAUGAUGAUGUUUUCAAGAGGAAAGAUGGACCUAAGGACGAUGGCGGUGGUGGUGGUGGAGGAGGAGGAGGAGAAGAAGGUCCUCAAAAAAUCAGAGCUCCCCAAGAGAAGCGAGUAGUAGGAACGUAUGAUCCGAAUUAUCAGGUCAGUUGCUUUGUUAGUAAGAGGGCGACUGUCAACUCACUCAUCCUUCUCUUUUUUCCUUUUUUGUAUUAA
Molecule: messenger RNA, 324 nt
Organism: Cooperia oncophora
Lineage: Eukaryota; Metazoa; Nematoda; Chromadorea; Rhabditida; Trichostrongylidae
Source: the annotation of a GenBank genome assembly